Molecule: messenger RNA, 327 nt
Organism: Paraglomus occultum
Lineage: Eukaryota; Fungi; Glomeromycota; Glomeromycetes; Paraglomerales; Paraglomeraceae
Source: the annotation of a GenBank genome assembly
AUGUUGAUUAUAUAUAGGUAUACUUCUCAACCAACGUAUAAAACAGUAAGCUCUUUGUCGACAAUAACUCAGAGCACGCUUUCACCAUCACCAGCUUCAUUGUCCUCGUCUGCUAACGAGACUAAUGCCAAGCACUUUAAUGACAACAACCCGGAUAUAGUGCAAUUAACGAACAGUUUUGGUACUCUGGUCAAAGUGGUAAUUGGUAUUGUCGGUCUUGUUGGGUUUAUUAUGUCUAUUUAUUUUGUUCGCUCGGUAUAUAAUCAGUCUGGAGGGGCUGAUGUUGAAAUCAAUUUUUCUAUGCUCUUUUGUAAUCAGAUAAACUGA